This is a messenger RNA of Aegilops tauschii subsp. strangulata, 2045 nucleotides long. Its product is annotated as alkane hydroxylase MAH1. The record is from RefSeq and is a predicted model, not a curated record. Gene Ontology annotation, molecular function: heme binding; oxidoreductase activity, acting on paired donors, with incorporation or reduction of molecular oxygen; iron ion binding. Lineage: Eukaryota; Viridiplantae; Streptophyta; Magnoliopsida; Poales; Poaceae.
UAUAUUAAAUUGAGAAUUGGAUAUUCCUGAUUUUUGUUUUUUGUUUUGCCUAUUUUUCCUUUUUAGCCUGUAUUGUGCUUUCACUACAAAAGAGAUAAGACAAUACAAUGCAUUCGAAGGACAUAUUACUACAAAAAUGUGGUCAUGUGCCCACGAGACAUGCCUCUUUGCUAUGUUUUGAAUGUUAGUUGAUCUUAGGAGUUUUCAAGAAACACCAAGACAGCUGUAGCAAAUACACACUAAAUUAUCCAGUUGACAGCCCGCAAAAAAAAAAAUUAUCAAGUUGAGCAAACACGCCGGCCAUCUGCUAGUUAUAUAUACAUAUGAGGCCGGCCAUAGCUGUAGGCUUGUAGCUAGCAUAUCCCAUUGUACUGAUCAUUACAAUGGCAAUAUCGUUCUUGCCAGAGCUGCCCGUCUACACAUUACUUGUGCUCCUUGCUCUUCCACUGUACUACUUGUACUUCGGGGCUAGUUCUAGAUGGAAGAACCCAGUAGCGCUCCCCAGAAACUGGCCAAUACUGCAUAUGUUCCCUUCCUUUGUGGCCAACAUCCACAACUUGCAUGACUAUUACACCCGGAUCCUGGCCCGAUCAGGCCACAACUUCAGGGCGCACGGCCCACCCGGCUCGGGGAUUCGGUUAUUCGUCACAUGCGACCCUGCCAAUGUCCGACACAUCUUCACGACCAACUACACCAACUUCCCCAAGGGCGCGGAGUUUGCCGCUAUAUUCGAUAUCAUGGGUGGCACCCUGUUCACCAUCGAUGGUGAGCCUUGCCGUCGGCAGCGCGCGAAAGUCAAGGCCGUGCUCAGCAGCCCGCCGAUAGUUGCCAGGUUUGCAGCUUGCUGCCGUGACAAGUUGGAGACCAGCCUUCUCCCAAUAUUUAGCCACAUGGCGAGCACCGGCACUCCGUUCAACAUGCAAGAAAUGAUGUCAAGGUGUAUGUUUGACCUGGCUGCUACACCUCUAUUCGGCGUGGAUCCUGGCCUCCUAUCAUUGGACAUGCCGUCCAUGGAUGCCGCGCUCGCCAUGGAUACAGUCAUGGAGGUGGGCCAUUACCGGCACGUGAUGCCGACAUAUUGCUGGAAGUUGAUGAGAUGGCUAAACAUUGGGACUGAGAGAAAGCUCGGCAUUGCGCACAUGGUGCUACGGGGGUUCAUUUUGGAUAUGAUGGAGAGGAGGACGACCGACAGAUGUAAUGCUUGUAGUGACGAGGAGCAAGAUGGUGUGGAUAUUGUGUCUUCGUUCGUGAAUGAUCCUGACUAUGCUGAUUUUGGCUUGUUCCGCGCUGCGAUGAUUAGUCUCAUGCUCGGUGCGAGGGACACAAUUUCCACGACCCUGACAUGGACCUUCUACAACCUUGCCCAGAACUCUAAUAUCGUGACAAUCAUUCGCAAUGAACUCUCACCAAUUGCGUCACGCAAAAUGGCAUCUGGUCUGGGUGCCAUGCUGAUCUUUGAGCCGGACGAGACCAAAUCCCUACUCUAUCUAGCUGCCGCCUUGUAUGAGACUCUCCGGCUGUACCCACCGGCGCCUGUUGAGCGCAAGACGGCAGCCGCCAAUGAUUUCAUGCCAAGUGGCCACGAGGUGCAUGCUGGCGACACUAUCUUUAUUUGUCUCCAUUCAAUGGGGAGAAUGGAGACUUUGUGGGGUAAAGACUGCCUUGACUAUAACCCAGCCAGGUGGCUCUCAGAGGAUGGCAACAGUCUGAUCUAUGCACCAUCUCACAAGUUCUUAGCCUUUAAUUCGGGCCCAAGGAUGUGCCUUGGAAAGGACAUCGCCAUGAUGCAGAUGAAGAUCAUCAUCGCCACAGUGGUGUGGAACUUUGAUGUGCAGAUGGUGGAAGGGCAGAGCAUCGAGCCCAAGCGAUCUUGCUUACUGGAGAUGAAAAAUGGGCUCAUAGUUAAGAUCACGAAGCGACAAAUGUAACAUUACUCUCUUUAUCUGUGAAUCUACAUACAGACCACAUUAUUAUCCCCACAGAACCACAUUAUUAUCGAAAUAAAGGCAUCACUUCAUCAAAAUUUAUCUUUUUUAAAUGGAAAA